AUGAAGCUCGUACUUUUCCUGUCUCUUCUUGUUACACGAUUUACCGCCUGCCUCCCAUUCACUCCACGCAAUACACUAAAUAAUGGCACGGCAGAAACAUACGAUUAUGUGGUGGUCGGAUGUGGAAUUGCUGGGCUGGUGGUCGCCGCGAGGCUGAGCGAGGAUCCCACCGUCUCUGUGGUGUGCAUCGAAGCUGGCUCUCUUGACAACUAUGAAGACUCGAUCGAGAUCCCUGUCUACAUCGGCGAGCGGCCCGCAGAAUACGAAUGGGACGUUUCCACGACACCACAACGCCAACUCGACGGCAAGCCCCGUGUGCUCGCCAUGGGCAAGGGCGUCGGCGGCGGCAGUCUGAUCAACGGCAUGUUAUGGAACCGCGGCGACCAGAACGAUUUCAACAUCUGGGCCGUAUUGGGAAAUCCGGGGUGGGACUGGGCGAACCUGUUGCCAUACUUUAAAAAAUCCGAGCACUACACGCCGCGAUAUUACCAAGGUCUCGAAAGCCAGCCUGUCACGUUCGUUGAGGGUAUGCACGGCUUUUUCGGACCGGUCAAUGUGUCGUAUCCGGAAUACUUUUGGCCACAGACAAAUAACUGGUUCGAAGCCCUCGAAGCCCUGCAUAUCCCGACCUGCGCCGACCCCAACGACGGACUGCCCUGCUCUGGGAGCUACUUCCUGCCCUCGUCGCUCGACUCGGUCAAUCAGACCCGCUCGGAUGCGCGCAGGGCAUACCACGACAUGGCUUCCGGCCGUGCCAAUUAUUAUCUGAUCACCCAUGCCCGGGUCGAACGGGUUCUCUUUGAUAGUGAAGGUGAUGGGAACUCGAACUCAACAAGAACAGGUCCUGGGGGAGCUGCCGUGAGGGCAGUGGGCGUCCAAGUAUUAAACCUCCUCGAUAACACGACGUGUACCGUCCAAGCAACAAGAGAAGUGGUCCUCGCGGCUGGCGGCAUUCACACUCCGCAGGUUCUCGAGUUAUCCGGCAUAGGCAACGCGAGUCUGUUGGCGUCUCUUGGAAUCUCUGUUGUGCAAGAUCUACCCGGGGUGGGCAGCAAUUUGCAGGAUCAUCCCAUGAUUCAUCUGGACUAUCCAUUUCAAAACACAUCCGUCCCGACUCCAGGGUGGCUCCUCACGAAUUCAAGCUUCAACUCAGCGGCCGAACUCGAGUAUUUCUCCUCGCGCACGGGACCAUGGACAUCCAAGCCCUCCACGGCAGUUGCAUUCCCCUCCCUCGCCGAGAUGACAAAUUCCACACACUGCAUCUCCCUCAUUCGCGACGCGAUGGAAUGCUUCGGACUGCAGCCGAACUUGUCCACAUUGCCGCCGGAGUACUACUACAGCGACCCCCUGUGCGCGGAUCAAAGCGGCGGCAACCUCACGGUCCUGGAAGUCGGGUACGGCAUGCAGCACAAUCUGGUCGCCGCAUCACUGCUCCUCAACACCACGCCCGCGUACGAGAUCCUCAACGACAACUCUGGCGGGCUGGAUCUGGCGCUCAUGCACCCUCUAUCCAGGGGCACCGUGCACAUCACAUCCCCCGACAUCCGCGUGGAUCCGUCAGUGAACCCAAAUUGGCUCAGCCACGCCGUCGACUUUGAGAUCUUGGUGCUUGCCGUACGCUUCAACCAGCGCAUCCUCUCCACCUGGUCUAUGGACUGUUUGGAGCCGGCGUUCGCCCCAGAUCCGCAGGGGAGUAUUGAGCGAAACGUGACGCGUGAGCAGAUCGAGUCCAUGCUCCGUCAGGGUAUUGGGACCGAGUUCCACUACGCCGGGACGGCUGCGAUGCUCCCGCGCGAGGUUGGUGGCGUGGUCGACACGAACCUCACUGUCUAUGGCACGCAAAAUUUGAGAGUUGUUGAUACGUCCGUGUUUCCUGUCAUCCCUGGCGCGCAUUUACAGGCUGUCGCGUACGCUGUGGCUGAGAGGGCUAGUGAUAUUAUCAAGGGCGUUGCUGUUGACGUUAACGCCGGUGUAGGGGGACCAGUGUAA
Molecule: messenger RNA, 1989 nt
Organism: Fonsecaea multimorphosa CBS 102226
Lineage: Eukaryota; Fungi; Ascomycota; Eurotiomycetes; Chaetothyriales; Herpotrichiellaceae
Exons: 5
Coding region: 1-1989 (662 amino acids)
Biological process (GO): secondary metabolite biosynthetic process
Molecular function (GO): oxidoreductase activity, acting on CH-OH group of donors; flavin adenine dinucleotide binding
Source: RefSeq, a predicted model, not a curated record